GCCCUUACUGUGAGGUCAUCAGCAUGCGCCAAAACCGGUAAGCGCUGUGAGAAUGGUUGUGUCUGUAUUACAAACGUAGCUAUUAAAAGAGCGUUUAAAGAAUGAAGUCGGCGAAAGAAAAGAAAAGAAAGCACUCUCGCCGAGAGUCGGCUGAUGGAGACAGAAAAAGGAGAAGCACUGAAUCCAGUGUGGAGGAUCCAAAGGAAGAGGUGAAUCAUGUGCAGGCAGUAAAGGAAGAGCCGAGCGACAUCGAGGAAGGUGGCCUGGAUCUCACUGUGCCUUUCAAACCCAUCAGUGCUUAUGUGAGCGACAGGCAGGAGAUGCUGGAGCAGUGCUUCCACGUCCUCGGCCAAAACAAGCUGAAAAAGAUGCUGCCAGACGAGCUGAAGGACUGCACGUUUACGGAGAUCAAGACACUCUGCUGGGAUCAACUGCAGCAGCUGUCCGAGAACAAUCUGCUCCAGAUACUGGAGGGUAAAGAGGUGACUGCUAACUCAGAAGCCGAAGAGAAAGAGACUAAAAGGACUCCAGUGGACAGUCAGCAGGACAACAAUGUGGACUCCACAUCAUCUGUGAAAGAGACUGCUGAAGGAGAAGACAAGCAAGGUUUAUCCGGAGAGGAGAGCGAUGUUCUGAGUAUUAACGCUGACAUGAAUGACAGUGACAUCGAGGGCCACAAGGACCCCAAACCCCAAGAAGAGGAAGUCCCUGCUCCCACGGUGACGCCCCCGUCGUCCUCCGCCCCGCCUCCUGAACCGGACCUCCAAUCAGACGAGCCGAAGCUGGAGCUUCAGCGCGACAUUGACAGGAGCGUCAGUGAGAUCCUUGCUUUGACCAAUCCCAGCACUGACAAGGCAGAGCUUAAGCUACAUUUGCAGCCGAUUGCUAUGGAAGUGGCUCCUGCAUCACUUCCUGUUCCUGCUGCAGCACCGUCAGCACAGCAGCUGGCACUUCUGGAGUUAGAGAUGAGAGCGAGAGCUAUCAAAGCUCUAAUGAAGGCCAACGAGGUGAAGAAAUAAACUCUGCUGGCUCGAGUCAAUUCUGAGGCCAUAUUGGCUUCUGGAAUUUUGUUCAAGGAACAUAUGCAGCCAUAUUGGCUUCUUGUGAUUUUGUUUUUGUUUUUAGUACCUGAACGUGCCAGUAGGAUGGACACAGUUUGAAUUUAGAGAUCGAACAUUUUCAGUUGAGUGAACUGGCUAGCACCAUGGCCCAUUUCAAAUAAAUGACCUUACUGUUGAUUUAAAA
Pangasianodon hypophthalmus (striped catfish) is the source of this 1245-nucleotide messenger RNA. Its product is annotated as caspase activity and apoptosis inhibitor 1. Lineage: Eukaryota; Metazoa; Chordata; Actinopteri; Siluriformes; Pangasiidae. The coding region runs from base 102 to 1019 and encodes 305 amino acids. The record is from RefSeq and is a predicted model, not a curated record. The transcript is spliced from 6 exons.